This is a messenger RNA of Didymodactylos carnosus, 703 nucleotides long. The record is from the annotation of a GenBank genome assembly. NCBI's taxonomy places the organism in Eukaryota, Metazoa, Rotifera, Eurotatoria, Philodinida, Philodinidae.
AUGACAAUCACAGUUGACGAGCAUACUUUAGAUGAAUGUUCGUAUACUGAUAUCGGAUAUUAUUAUCCGGAAUUGUUACGUUUAAAAGAACUGCUAAAAAUCAGUACAAUAUUAUCAAUUAUUCGUUCACAUUGUAAAAUAUUUCAACAUACAAUUGAAAUUAUUGAAAUUGAUCAUGACUCAAUCGAAGAGUAUCUCGCUUAUAUUAAACGCGUCAUUACCUAUCCACGUGCAACACCGAUGCAAAUUCGAGAAGAACUUGAUAAAAUGUUAAGACACCAGAAUUUGUUAUAUUCCAAUGUAUCAAACAUAUCUGAAGUAGAAAAUAGUAUCAGAUAUCAAUUACAAAAUGCCGAUGAUAAACAGGUCGAACGUGUUGUCGCUGCUAUAUGUAAAUCAUUUCAUUGUGACAAUAUGUCAACAACCAAACGAUAUAUUGAACAGUGGUUAAAUAAUUCUUCGCGAAAAGAUGAAUUAAUUAAAUAUCUUGCAGCAACUGUCAAAAAGUAUCGUCAACAAAAAUAUUCAAAAUUAAUAGAUGUUAUCAAGGACAAUGGUAUUAAUUUGAGUGCACCAAUUGAAAAUAUUAAAUUGACAAAUGUGAAAAAUGAAUGUUCAUGGAUACCGAGAAUCUAUUUGAAAAGUGGGAGACUGUCGAACGCGUCCGGCUAUAUUAGUUUGCAACCAAAACUUGUCAAAGGAA